AGCUGGGCGUGUCGCUCAGGUGCGCGUUUCAACACUCCGCUCCCACCACUUCCCGCGAACGGCCACCCGCGACGGGGACAAGAGGGGGAGAGAAACGGUGAAAUAUGUCGGUCGGUGCUUACAGAGCUCGCUGAGGGGGCAACCAUAGUUAAAGCCAGGAGGACUUCUCCUUGCUGACGACGUCUUACAAAGACCAGCAGUCCUGUAGCCACACAUCACCCGUUCAAGACAAAUCAAUUCCCAAAAGCAAAUCUUAGGCCAUGACUGCAUAUCACAGCUCUUGACACCUUGUAUACAAAUGAUGCAGUCAGGAAGUCCUCCACCUCCUGCUCUCCCACCCCCACCGCCUCCACCACCACCACCACCACCACCUCCUCCACCACCUCCACCGCCACCCCAAGCCCCCGGCCUGCCCCAUGGCACCAACUUAUUGUUCAAAGGAGGACACCGGCGGUCCACCAUGCGGAAUUUCAACUGGGACACCAUCCCCAAAAACAGUGUAAUAGGCAAGCACAACAUCUGGACAGCAGAGAGGACACAGGGGGAAUAUGAGCUGGACACUGAUCACAUGGAGGAGCUGUUUAGCCACAGCAGGCAGGGGAAUGGGAAUCAACCCCACAAGGCUCUCAACCGGUACAGUCUGAGGGGCCCUCCAGGUGCUGCCCCGGGGGCUGAAGUGGUAUCCAUUCUCAAUUGUAAGAGGAGCAUGAACAUUGGGAUCUUCCUAAAGCAAUUCAAGCGGCCUGUGGGGGAUAUGAUCCAAGACAUUAGUUCAGGAAGUGGACUCAACUUUGGUACUGGGAAAUUGAGAGAACUGUGCAAGCUGCUUCCAGAUGAACAUGAGGUUGUGCAGCUGGUCAAGUUUGAUGGCGACCAGUCAGCUCUUCCUGAGGCAGAUCAGUUUAUGCUGAUGCUGGUCAAGAUACCCAGCUAUGAAGAACGUCUCAACAGCUUAGUGCUCAAAGAGGAGUUUCACCCCCUCAUGGAUGAACUAAACCAAUCCGUUGCCAUUUUGACAAAUGCUGGAAAAGAGCUUCUGGAGUGCGAUAAUCUGCAUUCUGUCGUUCGCCUGGUGUUGAAGACAGGAAAUUACAUGAAUGCUGGUGGCUAUGCUGGCAAUGCCAUUGGCUUUCGAAUGUCAUCCCUUUUGAAGUUAAUAGAUACCAAAGCAAACCAGCCUGGCAUGAACCUCAUGCAUUACGUUGUCAUGCAAGCUCAGAAGGCUAAUGAGGACCUGCUUAAAUUUCCUGAACAACUUAAACACAUUGGUGCUGCAGCCAGGAUACAUAAAGAUGAAAUUGAAUCUGAGUUCGAGAAUGAGGUGAAGAAUGUACAGAAUGCCAAAAUGGAUGCCAGAAAACAGGAAGAUCUGAAGGCACAGAUGGAGGAUUUUCUAAAGGAGGCUGAUGACUGCCUUUCACAAACUGAGACGUCUCUUCAAAUACUGAACUCAGUGAGCGAUUCUGUGGCAGAUUACUUCUGUGAGGACUGCACCAAAUUCAGAUUGGAGGAGUGCUGCUCCAUUUUCAACUCCUUCUGUGAGAGGUUUAUGCGGGCCAUCCAGGAAAAUAGGAAUCGAGAGAUGGCAGAGUUGAAAAGGAGACAAAGAGAGAAACUGGAGAUGGCUGCCAAGCGCCGGUCUACAGCCACUUGCUCCAUAAGGGAUAAAGAAAUGAAUGGUGUAGAACUUGAGUCCAUGCUGAAGAACAUCCUCACCAGCCGUGUGCCCAGGAGAGUUGGAAGGUUUGGAAAGGCCUCCUCUGCCCAUGGGAGCCCCACCACUGGCAGCCCCAACAAUGGGAGUUUAUUAGAGAUCACUUCUCAAGAAAACCUUCCCACACGAGAUCGCAGCAAUAGUGACUCCAUCAGGCUCAAGGAGGCAUGGAACUCAGCUAUUGACUUGAAAGGAAACUCCCACCAAGACACCCUCUCUAAAAUUAAGAAAAGCAAGGAAAACAGUGGGUUUCCACAAGCUGAGGAGGUGAAAACUCUCAUAAAAUCAGACAGUGUUUUUACCAAGCCAGCUGGUAGGAUCAGCAGCAGUAGUUCAUCAGGCUGUCUUUUCUCAGCUAAUGUCAAGGAUGGCUUGGAAAGACUAGAAGACAACAAUGAGGAGGAAGCCCAAAAAUUGCGUGAAGCAUCCAAGAAAGUUUUACACUAUCAGAACAGUCGAGGCAGUGUUUCCUCAGCAGACCAUGAUCUGGAUAACCAAAAAUCUCCCGGUGUACUCAGUGCCUCACCACGCCAGUGUACUUUUGACCAGGGUGCACAGAGACCUAUUGGCUCACCAAACAGUGAGGAUGAGGCUGAAUUUACAUCCAGUAUUCAGUUUCCCUUUAAGGAUAAAAUGAGUCGCCGUCAUACUUAUAGUUUCCCUUCCAAAGCUACAGCGAGUGAGGCAGAUAAUGAUGAACUAUGGGCACUGCCUCCUGACAGAGCCCCCAAACCUACUUUGAGAAAUAUAGGUAAGAUGAAAUCAGAGGAUGGUUAUACAUUUUCCACAAAACAAAGAGAGUUUGACCUCCCUCACAACAGCCAAAAGUGUUGUGUCCAGGACCAGAGUUCCCCAUCAGCAGAGAAGAAAAGCAAGCCAAAUGUUCCCAAACCCAAUGAGGAGCUUUGUGAGCCAAACCAAGAAGGUGCCAAAAUUGAGUCCACACCUGACCAUCAUCAGCAGAAAACCCAAACUACCCCUCCUAAGAGUCCAUGGCUUAAGACUGACAACUCUGCAUUUUUUAACUUUUUCAAGCGCCUUGGAGACUUAAGCAAAAUGCCAAACAGAGGGGAAACUACUCGAAAGGGCACAGAUUCUAUCGUAUAGGCCUAUAACUGAAAGUAUGGCCAACCCACAAGAGAUAGAUAAUGAUUUCUCUCAUAGCAAAAAUAGAAAAUACCUCUUAAUUUAUUUGACCAUUUUUUAACUUAUUUGUAGACUCAUUGGUUUUAAUACUGGGGAAAAAUGGGUUUCGUUGCAGUUCUACCAGUAGGUGGCAGAAUGUGACAAGACACAGGAUUAACUCAGGAAGCAAAUCACAUCAAUUUUGCAAGUAUCUAUGUUGUCAAUUAAACAACUAAGACAGGAAUUCUUACUGUCAAACUGAGUGGAUACUUUCUUAAGCUUGACCUGAUAUUAGGAGAAUCCAAUAAUUGUUUUCAUGGAUUGGAUUAGUACUUUGAGUGUCUGUCCUCUGUCCAGGUUAAUAUCUGAGAUGCUCUGCUCAAGAGUAUGUGUCAUCGGGAUGGUUAGCGAAGACUGUUAACGAUAAAUCUGAGGGGCAGCCACAUCAAACUGUAUCAUAUUUUAGUCUUGAUUUGAUUGUUAUAUUUGAUAUUUAGUACAAUGGCUUUUUUUUUUGUUUCACGAUGAUAGAUAUUCUUUUGUUUCCCCAUCUCUUUUGUAUUCCUAGAAGGGCGUCAGAAAUGCAGAGGGUUGUGGGUGCUUUUCAUUGUCUUACUCAAUUCAACUAUUGUAUUGGGCUUAAAUGGGUCAGUGUUACAAAAGCAGCCUGUCUGAGUAGAACUGAACCGCUGCAGCUCCAUGGCAAAAUGUACAGGACUGUUUUCACUAUUCUGAGCAGAAGUACCAGGCCUCCUACAUGUGCCCCCACUAAGCUGCCUAUGGCACUGCCAGACAGCAGUCUAUCAGCCCGGCUCAGACACUGGGGCUGGGUGAGGGAUUAACAUGCCAAUGCAUCUACUGUAGGAGUUCUCUAUUUCAGUUAAACUACGGUGCUCUCCAGGCAGUUUGCAGCAGAACUACCAUAAAUGGCAACUCAAAUUUAGGUAUUGCUCACCCUGAGCGUAUGAAAGUGCUCUGCUUUUGUUUAGUUGUGUUUUUCCCCUGCUCUCUUGAGUGCUGUUUGUAUCUGAACACUGAAGUCUAAACAAAAUGUAUCUCUCUUGUGAAAUAUAUCUGGGGCUUGAGAUUUCCAGCCUCUGCAGUCAUUAAAAAAGAAAAGAAAAAGAAAACCCCAGAAAAAGCUUAUAAACAAGUUGUCUGAAUGGUCUCUGUUGAUUACAUAAACUAUGAUUGGAGAAUAAAUAGAUGUUGAAGAGUAUAAAAACUGAAAUAUGCCAAGGAGGGCUUACACACACUGGUAGUGGAUCAUUCAUUCUAUGACAUAUUUGAGAUGAGACAAUCAACAGCACAAAUGUUUUUUUACACAGCUCUGCAAUAUUUAUGCAA
Molecule: messenger RNA, 4186 nt
Organism: Lampris incognitus (smalleye Pacific opah)
Lineage: Eukaryota; Metazoa; Chordata; Actinopteri; Lampriformes; Lampridae
Gene: fhdc4
Product: FH2 domain containing 4
Exons: 12
Coding region: 299-2821 (840 amino acids)
Source: RefSeq, a predicted model, not a curated record